CGUCCGAUCUGCGGGAAACGACGAGUCACGAGAUAAUCGAAAGCGUCUUCCAAUGCGCCCCACAAAAUACGUUUCCUCAAAUAGAACACGUAACACUGUACACUACGUCUGCCCCAUCCCCCUGGCCGCCGCCAGUAGAGAUGACGCUCUUCUGCUGCGGCGCCGCCAGCCGCGGUUUCCUCCUCCCUCGCCUCCACCUCGGCCGACGCCAACCCAUCCUCAACAUUCGCACCACCACGACCGUCGCCUCUGCCACCGCCGCCUCCCUCGCCACCGCUUCCCUCUCGCCGCCGCAGCAGCGCCAGGUCGCCCAGUACGUGGACGCCCUCCUCGAUUGGAACCAGAGGAUGAACCUCACACCGACGAGGCCGAGGUCAUGACGCGCCACGUGGCGGACUCGUUCGCCAUGCUGCCCCCGCUGGAGCGCGCGUACCGCGCCCGUUCCGCCCCCGGCGGUGGCGGCAUCGACGGAGUCAACCUUAUCGACGUCGGCUCGGGCGCCGGGCUCCCGGGCCUCAUCCUUGCCGUUGCGCGGCCAAGCUGGAGAUUUACACUACUGGAGUCUAUGCGGAAACGAUGCACGUUCUUGGAGCAUGCCGUUGAGGUCAUGGGGUUGUCAAAUAAUGUUGGCCAAAGUCUUGAUUUCAGAGAAGCAUAUGAUAUAGCAGCUGCAAGAGCUGUUGCAGAAUUGGAAGUUUUAGCGGAGUACUGCCUCCCAUUGAUUCGUGUUGGUGGAUUAUUCAUAGCUGCAAAAGGACAUGAUCCUCAUAAACAACAUUUGCACACGAUGACAUCAAGCAUAUGCAUAGAUAUUGCUUACAUCAAUGCAUCUGAGUGA
Molecule: messenger RNA, 838 nt
Organism: Phragmites australis (common reed)
Lineage: Eukaryota; Viridiplantae; Streptophyta; Magnoliopsida; Poales; Poaceae
Exons: 6
Coding region: 53-838 (261 amino acids)
Biological process (GO): rRNA processing
Cellular component (GO): cytosol; cytoplasm
Molecular function (GO): rRNA (guanine-N7-)-methyltransferase activity
Source: RefSeq, a predicted model, not a curated record